AAAUGACCUCCACCUUCAACCCCCGAGAAUGUAAACUGUCUAAGCAAGAAGGGCAAAACUAUGGCUUCUUCCUGCGAAUUGAGAAGGACACUGAGGGCCACCUGGUCCGGGUGGUUGAGAAGGGUAGCCCAGCAGAGAAGGCUGGCCUUCAGGAUGGAGACCGAGUUCUUAGGAUCAAUGGUGUCUUUGUGGACAAAGAAGAACAUACGCAGGUUGUGGAUCUGGUCAGAAAGAGUGGGAAUUCAGUGACUUUACUAGUUCUGGAUGGGGAUUCCUAUGAGAAAGCAAUGAAAACACAGGUGGACUUGAAAGAGUUGGGUCAAAGUCAGAAGGAGCAAGGUUUGAGUGAUAAUACACUUUCCCCUGUGAUGAAUGGAGGCGUGCAAACUUGGACCCAGCCCCGGCUCUGCUACCUCGUGAAGCAGGGAGGCAGCUAUGGCUUCUCUCUGAAAACUGUCCAAGGUAAAAAGGGGGUGUACAUGACUGAUAUUACACCUCAAGGUGUGGCUAUGAAAGCUGGAGUUCUGGCUGAUGAUCACUUGAUUGAAGUGAAUGGAGAGAACGUAGAGGAUGCCAGCCACGAGGAAGUGGUUGAAAAGGUGAAGAAGUCAGGAAGCCGUGUCAUGUUCCUGCUGGUGGACAAAGAAACUGACAAGUGUCACCUUGAGCAGAAGUUACAAUUCAAAAGAGAAACGGCCAGUUUGAAACUGUUACCCCACCAGCCCCGAAUUGUGGAGAUGAAGAAAGGAAGCAAUGGUUAUGGUUUCUAUCUGAGGGCAGGCUCAGAACAGAAAGGUCAAAUCAUCAAGGACAUAGAUUCUGGAAGUCCAGCAGAGAAGGCUGGCUUGAAGAACAAUGAUCUGGUAGUUGCUGUCAACGGCGAUUCUGUGGAAACCCUGGAUCAUGACAGUGUGGUGGAAAUGAUUAGAAAGGGUGGAGAUCAGACUUCACUGUUGGUGGUAGACAAAGAGACGGACAACAUGUACAGACUGGCUCAUUUUUCUCCAUUUCUCUACUAUCAAAGUCAAGAACUGCCCAAUGGCUCUGUCAAGGAGGCUCCAGCUCCUACUCUCGCUUCUCUGGAAGUCUCAAGUCCACCAGAUACUACAGAGGAAGUAGUUCAUAAGCCUAAACUCUGCAGGCUGGCUAAAGGUGAAAAUGGCUAUGGCUUUCACUUAAAUUCGAUUCGGGGUCUGCCAGGCUCAUUCAUCAAAGAGGUACAGAAGGGCGGCCCUGCUGACUUGGCUGGGCUAGAGGAUGAAGAUAUCAUCAUUGAAGUGAAUGGGGUGAAUGUGCUAGAUGAACCCUAUGAGAAGGUGGUGGAUAGAAUCCAGAGCAGUGGGAAGAAUGUCACACUUUUAGUCUGUGGAAAGAAGGCCUAUGAUUAUUUCCAAGCUAAGAAAAUCCCUAUUGUUUCCUCCCUGGCUGAUCCACUUGACACCCCUCCAGAUUCUAAAGAAGGAACAGUGGUGGAGUCAGGGCAUGACUCAUACAUGGCAAAAGAAUGGGCCCACAGUACAGCCUCACAUUCUUCUUCCAAUUCUGAAGAUACAGAGAUGUGAUGAAAACAAGUAAUAGCGUUGGCUGUUUUAUUUGAUAGCUAUUUCUGGGUAUUUAAUAGGAAUCCUUUCUCAAGGAAUGAGUUGCGACCAGUUUACUGUCUCUUUAGAAGAAAAACUCCACUGGAAACCAUUCACCAUGUGUGAUUGGUCUUACGGGCGGCUAUUGCAGACGGCUAAUUUUUGCUUAACUUAGGAAGAGAUAAGGCAAGAGCUAGAUUUUUUUCAUGUGAUCUCUUCCAAGCUUCAACUUAACUACAUUUCUCUGUAUGAUGAUGUCUCUUACUUCUACAGGUUCCUUGAGCACCAAAGAUGAUUCAUAACUCUGUAUAGGUGAUAGCUGCUUAUUAAAGCAUCUUAGCAGAUAAGCCUAUUAAAAUUGUGCUUUUGUAACAAUGUUGUAGUUGCUAGAAUAAAUACCAUUAACAAAUGCC
This is a messenger RNA of Piliocolobus tephrosceles (Ugandan red Colobus), 1993 nucleotides long. It is a transcript of the gene PDZK1, whose product is annotated as PDZ domain containing 1. Bases 3 to 1562 code for a protein of 519 amino acids. Lineage: Eukaryota; Metazoa; Chordata; Mammalia; Primates; Cercopithecidae. Gene Ontology annotation, cellular component: apical plasma membrane. The transcript has 8 exons. Gene Ontology annotation, biological process: protein localization to plasma membrane. The record is from RefSeq and is a predicted model, not a curated record. Gene Ontology annotation, molecular function: signaling receptor binding; protein-membrane adaptor activity.